Messenger RNA from Hippoglossus stenolepis (Pacific halibut), 3021 nucleotides. It is a transcript of the gene ecd, whose product is annotated as ecdysoneless homolog (Drosophila). NCBI's taxonomy places the organism in Eukaryota, Metazoa, Chordata, Actinopteri, Pleuronectiformes, Pleuronectidae. Gene Ontology annotation, cellular component: nucleus. The record is from RefSeq and is a predicted model, not a curated record. The transcript has 14 exons. The coding region runs from base 298 to 2283 and encodes 661 amino acids.
UGGACUACAUAUAAAAAGCCUGUUAUUUGAUAAAUUGUUUAUUUGUAAUUAAAUUCUAAGUAUUUAUUUUUUGCCGUAAACCUGUUAUAAUGGAGGUUAUUUUACAUUUGGUUAAAAUAGUCUAGGAACUAUUGUUUUCCUGGUUGAUGGAGGGAGGUCGAGCAGAAUUCGCAGACGGACCGAAACAGUGAUAACAGGCGUGAUAGAAACGUACGGAGCUAAUAGAAAAGUUUCGCUCUUUUUCUCGCUUUGACAUUUCACAUCACAUUUUAAAACAAGACAAGGUUUCUCUGUGCAAUGGACGUCAUGCAGAGGAGACGGAUUCACGAGGACACGGUUCAGUACAAACUGUUCCUGAUCCCAACAGACGCGUCAUCGUCUCAGCAAACAGCGGAACGUCUCCCACAUCUCCUGGACGAGAUCCUGGCAAAGGUCGCCCCUCUCGUGAUCCAGCACAUCUGGCAGCAUCAGCCCUUCAACCUCAAGUGUCACCCCGAGAAAGGUGAUGAACCUGCUCACAUCAGAGGCAGCACUCAGUUUGGGGACAAUGUGGAGGACGAGUGGUUUAUCGUUUACCUCCUGCAGCACAUCACGGAGAACUUCCCACAGCUUGCAGCCAGAGUCGAGGACAACGAUGGGGAGUUUCUUCUGAUUGAAGCUGCAGAUUAUCUUCCCAAGUGGCUGAAUCCUGACACCAGUGAACUCCGGGUCUUCCUCUAUAAGGGAGAAUUGCACAUCCUUCCCUGCCCGACCAAAUCCAGUCCAGUGGGCAUCUCGAGGGAUGUGGUGCCCAGUGUGGAACAAGCUCUGACGUUGCUCUCCACGCACACAGGCGCCUGUCGAGCUAGUCCGAAGAUUUGUUCAGCCCUGAGGAAACGACUAGAGGGGUACCCAGAGAAGGUUAAGACAAGUCUCCACCGCGCCCACUGCUUCAUACCCGCAGGUAUUGCCGAGGUGCUGGCACAGCGGCCAGACCUAGUCGCCCCGGCAGUGUCAGCGUUCUACCUGCGGGAUCCAGUAGAUCUGCAGGCGUGUCGGAGCUUCAAGACCUUUCCUCCUGGUACAAGAGUCUUGGCAUCGGUGACAUUCACCCGUUGCCUUUAUGCUCAGCUGCAGCAGCAAGAGUUCACCCCAGACCGAAGGAGCAGCUUCACGCUGCCUCUUCGCUCUCAUCCCCAGUACAAAGCGCAUGUGCUUGGCAUGAAACUGGCACAUGGCUUUGAGAUCCUGUGCUCAAAGUGCAGGCUGCCGUCCUCAGAGCCUGAUGCCCCCGUCAGUUGUAACCCUCAGUGGAAAAGCUUCAUGGAUAGUCUGAAGAGGAACGGCUACUUCCAGGGAGAACUGGAAGGCUCGAGCCAUAGCAGAGAACUGACACGAUCUGCAGAAAACUUCUUCAAACAGUCAGUCGCCUCAACAUCGAAUGCUUUGUCCCCGGGUGAGGAGGUUCUCCGUCUUCUGCAAAGCUGCAAUUCCUUCGACUUGGAGGAGCUGAGGAAACAAGAGUCACAGCUCCCCCAAGAGGACAGUGACAGCUGGCUUGAUAUCACAGCUCAGGAUUUGGAGCGUUUGUUGCAGGAGAGGAGCGGGGGGAGGGCUGAUGUUGGCAGCCAGAACUCAAGCUCCGCCGAACAGACACAGCCCGUCACGGGUGCAAAGGAGAAGAGAAAAGAGACAGAGGACGACAAGGAGGAAGAGGAGGCCAAUUACAGCCUGGUAGCUGUCAGUCAGGGGAUGAAGAACUUCCUCAGCGCCAUGUCAUCGCAUGAGGGAGCUGAACUUCCCUGGAGCGGCUCAGCUCAUCCUUUCAGUUUUGAGCCUGACUCGAUGGCCAACGCUCUGGACAGACUGCUCGGGAGUAAAGAAGAAGAGCUAGAUUCAGACGAUCUAGAUGAUGAUGAUGAUGAUGAUGAUGAUGAUGACGAAGAGGGAGAAGAAGAAAAAGAGGAGGGGUCAUCUGGUCACAGUGAGAGAAAUGGAACAGAAACGUUGGACAGUCUGAGAGGAUACAUGGACCAAAUGGAUACGGAGCUGAUGAGCACUAAUAUUGGAAAAAGCUUCAAUCCAAAAGAUUACGCCAAUGCAGACGUGGACAGUGGCUCGCCUCAUCUCUCUGCCACAGGAGUGGAAGAGACAGAGGAGGAGAUCCAGCCUCUUGACGUGGACUUAAACCUGAUAUCAAACCUGCUGGAGUCCCUCAGCUGCCAGGAGGGUCUGGCUGGACCAGCCGCCAACCUGCUGCAGAGCCUGGGCCUGCACCUACCACCCAACUCUGAUUCCUCAUAACAAAGAAGAAUCUUAUGGUUGAGGAAGUAUAAGAUUAAAAAGUAUCCACCACCAGCCAGGGGCAGCGUCUCAAACUGUCAACAGAGUGACUUUUGUAACUUCUGUAGCAUUCAUCCAUGUAAAAGUUGCCAUGUAGAGUUUUCACUGUGUCCAAAUGUGGUUUUGUUUACAUUCAUUCAUCGUGUUCUUUAAGACGAGCGGAGACAAAGAAGACAUUUAUACAUUCAUCUAUUCUAAAUGUUUUGAAACCUGCAUUGUUUGCCGUUUACAGGUAAUAAUAAAUUGCACAAGUACAAAAAGGCAAGAAGCUCAGAAAAUGUGCGGAAGAUACAUUUAAUUUAAUGGGAAAAAAAUACAUGUCACACAUCAAAACAUUUCAUUAAUGCACAUUUCAGAUUGAUGACCCCAUCAGUUUUCUGUGAUGGGGUCCUAUUUGUGGCAGUGUGUAAAGAAAUGCGUUUAUCUUCAUUUUUGGUUGCACUGAACAAACAGAUGUGUUGCCAUGAAUCUGUAGAACAAGUUGUUAUUGUUAUUUUUUUUCAGUGAGACAGUCUUGUGAUCUAAAAGCUCAGUAAAUCCAUGUUUUUUGGAUGGUAACUAAAGGUGAAAUGAUAAUGUACAAUUUUCUACAGUGGAUAUUCAUGCUGCUAAUGUUGAAAUACAUGUACUGAUGGUGUUUUUAACUGCACUUACAAACUUAAGUUAGAAACGGAAUAAAUAUUUUUGCAAGUAAAUUUA